AGUGUGUAUAUAACAGGACCAUGUUCAUUUUUUUCAGAGAUGAAGUGGCUUGUGUGCCUGAUCGCUGCAGGUCUUUACCUGUGUUUGAAAAACUACAUGAAUACUGAACCUGCACGUUUGAGCAGAAGCGUUAUUGAAAAAGCUGUGAUUGACGCCAAGACCAUGGUGGACUCAGCUUAUGAGUACUCCAGAAGAGUGAGCGUUGAACGCGUGAGGAGGGAUGCAGUGAGUCCGUCAGACACCCUGCGGUUGUUGAAGCAGCCUGUUGGGCAAACCCGUAAUGCUGUGCGGGCUGCUGACUAUAUGCACAAUGCCGUUAAACUGAUCCAGAUGUCUUUGCAAAGACAUCAACAACCCUUCAUCAAUGCCACAGAUCUGAUCUCGGAGGAGGAUAUGCAGUUCAUUGCUGAUCGGACAGGGUGCUUUUCCCAACAUCGUGCCCCGUCUUGCAAGACUACUCCCAAUUUAGGCAGGUUUCGCACUGCAAGCAGCAUCUGUAACAACAGGUGUGUAUCUGACCUUAAAGGUGACGAGCGGUCCAAUGAGCAAAUUGGUCUGACCGCUUUACACACACUGUUCCUGCGUGAGCACAACCGUCUGGUUUAUCAUCUGGCACAGCUCAAUACUCACUGGGACGGAGAGAGACUCUAUCAAGAAGCACGUAAAAUCAUGGGAGGAUAUUCACAGGUUCUCACUUUCAGAGAAUACUUAGGUCACAUUGUUGGUCCAGACUUCAUUGCCAGUCAUCUUUCUACCUACCCUGGUUAUGAUGAACACGUGGACCCCUCGAUCUCCAAUGUGUUCGCCACAGCUGCCUACCGAUUCGCUCACCUGAUGGUCCAGCCCCACAUGUUUCGUCUUAAUGAGAUGUACGAGGAGCACCCUGUUUACCCCAGCCCAUUGCUGCACAAAGCCUUCUUCACACCGUGGAGGAUCGUCUUUGAAGGUGGUGUGGACCCAAUCAUCAGGGGCCUGGUGGGUCGUCCGGCCAAGCUGAACACACAGGAUCACAUGAUGUCUGAUGAGCUGAGGGACAGGCUCUUUAAAUUCACCAGUCAGUUGGCACUGGAUCUGGCCGCUCUCAACAUGCAGAGAGGAAGAGACCAUGGACUCCCUGGCUACAACAAAUGGCGCAAGUUCUGUGGGCUGACACAACCACGAAAUCUGGAAGAGUUGGCUGAAGUGCUAAACAACACAGAAAUAGCGGAGAAACUGCUGGAUCUCUACAAAACACCCGACAACAUUGAUGUGUGGCUGGGAGGAGUGGCUGAGCCGUUUGUCCCCGGAGGAAGAGUGGGACCUUUGUUUGCUUGCCUGAUUGCCCGUCAGUUCCAGCAGAUCCGCCAGGGAGACCGACUUUGGUGGGAGAAUAAUGGAGUAUUUACUGAGGCCCAGAAGAAAUCACUGAGGGAAACUUUGCUCGCUCGCAUUAUCUGUGACAACACUGGUAUCACUGAAGUACCGAAAAACCCCUUUCUGUACCGGCCUCGUGGCUACGGUUACACCCGGUGUGAGAACAUCCCUGCCUUUGAUCUCAGUCCAUGGAAUGAGGAUGACCCACAUGGACCCUCGGCACCAACAGGACCAUAUGGACCCCCUGGACCUCAUUUCACCUUUGAGCAAGUGGCUUUCUCUAUGCGACUUGGCAACGACAUGCCCCAAGCCGGAAUGCCCCUCCACUUCAGUGAGGCCAUCUACAAUGGACAGAACAGCUAUAACCCAAAGACAGGGAUGUUUACAUCUCCGCAUCCAGGCGUGUAUGAAUUCCAGUUCCACUGCACCAUCUUCCAAAAGGAUGGCAGUAUAGAUCUGAUGCGUAACGAACAUUUGAUCGUGCACUCAUUCACCACCUGGCAGACAGGUUACCUCACAGCCAGUGGCAACACCUACAUUAAGCUUAACAAGGGAGACCAUGUCUAUCUGGUGGCCAACCACGAUGGCAACGGUUUGACCCAUGACUGUUUCUUUUCAGGGCAUUUUCUGUUUUCUGAGUAGGAGCUCUUGAAACAGCUUUUGACCCACAGCAUCCCUAAGACGCUGCAAAAGGAAAUCUGUUUUGACCAGUUAUUUACUCUAAUAUACCUCUUAGUUGCUGCCAAUAGGGUGAGAUAAUCGCACUCAAGGCACCACAGGUGCUAAAAAUUAUUCUGGUUUGACCUUUUCUCAGGAGCAGAGCUAUGCUGAGACUUUAAUUAAAGACAAAAUAACAUCUUAAAAUAGACAUUUUGUUGUAGUGAACCUUGCUGAAAAAAAAGCAUUAUUUUACUGUUUUAAAAGAUUUUGUAUUGGAUGAAGGGAUAUUUCUAACGCACUGAUACCUGCACUUUAUUGUUACAUGAAGGGCAUAGCUUAUUGUACUAUUUUUCUUUUGUUGUAAAAUUAACUAAAAAUAAUAUGAAAACUGCUUGACUUAAGAUAUUAUAUUUUCCUCUACUUUUGUUUUGAAAAUUUUAACGUAUUGUACAAUUUACAAACAUGCAAUCCUCAAAUAAGAUACAAACGCAAUAGCUGUCAUUUAUAACCAAUUUCUUUGGGAACACUGUUUUUUCAGAAUGUACAUGUGAAAGUCACCUUUAGUUUGACAAUAAUAAAUGACUGUUAUACAGAUUAA
Messenger RNA from Anarrhichthys ocellatus (wolf-eel), 2611 nucleotides. Its product is annotated as eosinophil peroxidase-like. The record is from RefSeq and is a predicted model, not a curated record. Bases 40 to 1995 code for a protein of 651 amino acids. Lineage: Eukaryota; Metazoa; Chordata; Actinopteri; Perciformes; Anarhichadidae. Gene Ontology annotation, molecular function: protein binding; heme binding; peroxidase activity. Gene Ontology annotation, biological process: response to oxidative stress. The transcript has 11 exons.